AUGCAAUUUUUGACUCAAUCAAUUCUUUUGAUCCUUGCUACUGCUGUUAUCGCUAAAAACAUUCUUUUGAGUAACGAUGAUGGUUGGGCGGCAACCAAUAUUAGAGCCACCUACUACAAGUUGAAAGAAGCUGGUCACGAAGUUUGGUUAGUUGCUCCUGUUUCACAAAGAUCUGGAUAUGGGGGUAAAUUUGAUGUCCCAUCAUCUUCUACCUUGCAGUCUGAUGGUGAGUUCAAGUAUCCCCCUGCUGGUUCAAAGGCUUGGGGCCAUGAAGAAGACGAUGAUCAUAUUUGGUAUUUCAACGGUACUCCAGCUUCAUCAAUUGCUUUUGGUUUGCAAUACGUUUUGAAGGAAAAGUUUAAUGACACAUCGAUUGAUUUAGUUGUUGCUGGUCCAAAUGAAGGCACAAAUAUGUCUCCAGGUAUGUUUACAUUAUCAGGUACAAUUGGUGCUACUUACAACUCCGUUUAUAGAGGAUACCCAGCUGUUGCAUUCAGUGGAUCAAACUCCAACAACUCAUUCUUUAAGGACUCAUUGGACUUAGACGACGCUAAUGAACCAUCAACCAUCUACGCAAACAAAGUUACCGAAUUCGUUAAUCAAUUAUUCGAGGGACAAGGUGAUGAAUCAAGAGCAUUACCACUUGGUGUUGGUUUGAAUGUCAAUUUCCCUAAAGUGGGUCAUGAAGAUGAGUCGUGUACUGACCCGGCCUGGGUUUAUACCAGAUUGACCGGUGAUUCUGCUGGUGGUCCAGAUUUGAAAUACAAUGCAGAUAAAGAUGUGUUUGAAUCAAGCCUGGGUAGUUGGGAAGCUCUUAAAAUUUGUCACAAUGGUGAUUGUUCAUUGCCUUCUGAGAAUUCUGUCGUUGAGCAUAGAAAAUGCUCUUCAUCUGUGUCUGUUUUCUCUAUUGACUAUGAUGCCAACUUGAACAUCACCAACAAAGUUGAAGGUGUUUUGCAUCCAUUGUUUCGAAAGGAUUAG
Lodderomyces parapsilosis is the source of this 981-nucleotide messenger RNA. RefSeq lists its product as uncharacterized. Gene Ontology annotation, molecular function: nucleotidase activity. Bases 1 to 981 code for a protein of 326 amino acids. The transcript has a single exon. NCBI's taxonomy places the organism in Eukaryota, Fungi, Ascomycota, Pichiomycetes, Serinales, Debaryomycetaceae. The record is from RefSeq and is a predicted model, not a curated record.